CGCCCCCUCCAGUACUCUGUUACUUAACACAGAGUCGACUUCAAACCAGUGACGCCGCAGGAGCUACAACUAAAGCGCAACAAUGGGAGUGGUGACAAUACGAGUCGAAUACUGUGGUAAGUGAGGAUACGCUCCCCGCUAUCAGGAACUCGCCCGUGUGGUUAAGGGUGAGUUUCCCGAUGCGGAGGUGUCAGGCUUCGUGGGAAGAUCAUCCAGCUUUGAGAUUGAAAUCAAUGGGCAGCUGAUCUUCUCCAAGCUUGAGUUGGGCGGAUUCCCAUACGAGGAUGAUAUAAUGAACGUGGUGCAGAAGGCCCACGACGGUCAACCUCUGCAGAAGAUCAGCAAAAGCCGCGCGCCCUGCGUCAUCAUGUAAACUCCUUCGUGUCCGCCGCCUCCAGCGUCAUCAGGAACGGCCCGCCACCACAUCCGGUCCACCCCGGUCCUGGUUCUGGACCGGGGUUCAGGCCUCGUCCUAAAGUCCACUCCCACCAGAGACGAGAGCUUUGAGCAGACUCCGCCUCCUGUCGUUGUUGCCGCCGUGGAAGUCCAGGCUGUUAAUGAUAACCGUAGCCUCAAAUAUGAAAAUAUGGUUACGGUUUGACGAGACGCCGGGUUUUCCCUCCGACGGAAACAAAGAGCAGGAGACGACGCAGCAGAAGAGUCCAACGGAGCUCCCUUUGGUUUUACUGACGCCUCAUUGCCUCCUGUUCUCUUUUACUGCCUGAUCUGUGUUGGGUUUUUUUUCAUAUAUAUUCAUUUCCUGAUUCUGCUUGCACUUCUGCCACUUCCUGUGCAAA
This is a messenger RNA of Sphaeramia orbicularis (orbiculate cardinalfish), 797 nucleotides long. RefSeq names its product migration and invasion enhancer 1-like. The record is from RefSeq and is a predicted model, not a curated record. Gene Ontology annotation, cellular component: cytosol. Gene Ontology annotation, biological process: positive regulation of filopodium assembly; negative regulation of apoptotic process. The transcript has 4 exons. NCBI's taxonomy places the organism in Eukaryota, Metazoa, Chordata, Actinopteri, Kurtiformes, Apogonidae.